AUGAAUGAUGGAACUCCAAAGGCUGAUCAAAAGGUUUUUAGAAGCAUGGUUGGAGGAUUGUUGUAUUUGAAUCAUUCUAGACUGGAUAUCAUGUUUCCAGUGAGUUUAGUCUCAAGAUUUAUGUAUAAUCUGUCUGCACAUCAUCUUAGAGCAGCAAAACGGAUUCUUCGCUAUGUUCGGGCAACAAGUGAUUUUAGGAUUUGGUAUAAAACAAUUCCUAAUUUUAAACUACUUGGUUUUACUGACAGUGAUUGGGCUAGUUUUACAGAUGACUGGAAAAGCGCAAGCAUUUUUAUCUUCAAUCUUGGUUCGGGAGCUGUGUUUUGGGUUUCAAAGAAGCAAGCAACAGUUGCAUUAUCAUCUUCAGAAGCUGAGUAA
Molecule: messenger RNA, 378 nt
Organism: Cornus florida
Lineage: Eukaryota; Viridiplantae; Streptophyta; Magnoliopsida; Cornales; Cornaceae
Product: secreted RxLR effector protein 161-like
Exons: 1
Coding region: 1-378 (125 amino acids)
Source: RefSeq, a predicted model, not a curated record